AUAAAAAUAAAGUCGGUUCAUGUAUCAGCCGCAAGGAAAAAUAUUUUCGAUUGGUCUGAGUAUAGAAGCGCAGCAGCGAUAUUUAGUUGAACCUUGAAGGGUAUAACUAUCGGAACUUGACGAGGCACUCAAAAUGUUCAGCGGAAUUGCAGGGGCGUUCCGAAGCAUCGGGGAGAAGACCGCUUCGCUCUUCGACCGCAAGAAGAAGGAUGCUGAGCAGCUUGCUUCUGAGAAGGCCCAGGAGGCGUCCGGUGUGCUGGAAGACCAGGUGAAGAAGGCUGGGGAGCUGAUCGGAGGGGCACAGAAGGCGGCAGAAGGUGCGGCCGACUCAGCCAACAACGCCAAGCACUCAGCUAUCGAUGCCCUGGACAAGGAGCUGUCGAAGGUGUCCCUGGCUGCCGGGGAAGCAAAGGACGCUGCCAGCCGCGCGGUGGCUGACGGGAAGAAGGUCGUCGACACUACUAAAGACACACUGGCUACUACGGCAGACAACACAAGGAAAGCGGCAGAAUCUGCGGCCAACUCAGCAAGAGAAUCAGUAUCGAAUGCUGUGCACAACACUAUAGACACAACGCAAGAAACAGCGCAAUCUGCGCUUGAUACUGGGAAAUCGUAUGCCACUUCAGCGAAAGAAUCAGUAUCGAAUGCUGUGCACAACACUAUAGACACAACGCAAGAAACAGCGCAGUCUGCGCUUGAUACUGGGAAAUCGUAUGCUACUUCAGCGAAAGAUAAAUUAUUUGGAACAAAAGAACCCCCGAAACCGGAACCACCGUCUGGUUUGAUGUCAUACGCUACCAGUGCUCAAGAAUCAGUAUCGGAUGCUGUGCACAGCACUAUAGACACAACGCAAGAGACAGCGCAGUCUGCGCUUGAUACUGGGAAAUCGUAUGCCACUACAGCGAAAGAUAAUUUAUUUGGAACAAAAGAACCCCCAAAACCGGAACCACCAUCUGGUUUGAUGUCAUACGCUACUAGUGCUCAAGAAUCAGUAUCGAAUGCUGUGCACAGCACUAUAGACACAACGCAAGAAACAGCGCAGUCUGCGCUUGAUACUGGGAAAUCGUAUGCUACUUCAGCGAAAGAUAAAUUAUUUGGAACAAAAGAACCCCCGAAACCGGAACCACCGUCUGGUUUGAUGUCAUACGCUACCAGUGCUCAAGAAUCAGUAUCGAAUGCUGUGCACAGCACUAUAGACACAACGCAAGAAACAGCGCAAUCUGCGCUUGAUACUGGGAAAUCGUAUGCUACUACAGCGAAAGAAUCAGUAUCGAAUGCUGUGCACAGCACUAUAGACACAACGCAAGAAACAGCGCAGUCUGCGCUUGAUACUGGGAAAUCGUAUGCCACUACAGCGAAAGAAUCAGUAUCGAAUGCUGUGCACAGCACUAUAGACACAACGCAAGAAACAGCGCAGUCUGCGCUUGAUACUGGGAAAUCGUAUGCUACUUCAGCGAAAGAUAAAUUAUUUGGAACAAAAGAACCCCCGAAACCGGAACCACCGUCUGGUUUGAUGUCAUACGCUACCAGUGCUCAAGAAUCAGUAUCGGAUGCUGUGCACAGCACUAUAGACACAACGCAAGAAACAGCGCAAUCUGCGCUUGAUACUGGGAAAUCGUAUGCUACUACAGCGAAAGAAUCAGUAUCGAAUGCUGUGCACAGCACUAUAGACACAACGCAAGAAACAGCGCAGUCUGCGCUUGAUACUGGGAAAUCGUAUGCCACUACAGCGAAAGAAUCAGUAUCGGAUGCUGUGCACAGCACUAUAGACACAACGCAAGAAACAGCGCAGUCUGCGCUUGAUACUGGGAAAUCGUAUGCCACUACAGCGAAAGAUAAAUUAUUUGGAACCAAAGAACCUCCAAAACCGGAACCACCGUCUGGUUUGAUGGCAUACGCUACCAGUGCUCAAGAAUCAGUGUCGGAUGCUGUGCACAGCACUAUAGACACAACGCAAGAAAAAGCGCAGUCUGCGCUUGAUACUGGGAAAUCGUAUGCCACUUCAGCGAAAGAUAAAUUAUUUGGAACAAAAGAACCUCCAAAACCGGAACCACCGUCUGGUUUGAUGUCAUACGCUACCAGUGCUCAAGAAUCAGUAUCGGAUGCUGUGCACAGCACUAUAGACACAACGCAAGAAACAGCGCAGUCUGCGCUUGAUACUGGGAAAUCGUAUGCUACUUCAGCGAAAGAUAAAUUAUUUGGAACAAAAGAACCCCCGAAACCGGAACCACCGUCUGGUUUGAUGUCAUACGCUACCAGUGCUCAAGAAUCAGUAUCGGAUGCUGUGCACAGCACUAUAGACACAACGCAAGAAACAGCGCAGUCUGCGCUUGAUACUGGGAAAUCGUAUGCUACUUCAGCGAAAGAUAAAUUAUUUGGCACAACGGAUAGCUCAAAAUCGGAACCCGAGUCGGCUGAUGCUGGUUUGAUGUCAUAUGCUGCCAGUGUUAAAGAUAAGUUAUUUGGUAAAGCGGAUUGCUUAAAAUUGGAACCACAGACCGCUGAUGCUGGUAUGAUAUCAUCCGCUGCCAGUGCUGAAGAUUCAGUAUCAAAUGCUGUACAAAGCACUUUAGAUACAACCCAAAAAACAGCACAAUCCGCGUUAGACACUGGAAAAUCGUACGCUACUUCAGCGAAAGAUACAGUGGCGGAUACAAUUAAGGGAACAGUAGAUGGUACUCAAAAAGUUGCACAAACGUCAGUUGACACUGGUCUGGGUUAUGCAAACACGGUUUCAGAUGUAGCACAAAGCUCGAUACAAAUGGCAAUGAACUCAGCCUACAGUGCUUUUGGAAUCACGCAGUCCUAUUACGAUAGCGCAAAAGACUCUAUAGCAAGCACAAUUGAUAACACAAAGCAAGCUGCACAAAAUACAAUUGAAACAGGCAAAUCUUACGCUGAUUCUGCUAAAGAUACUGUAUCGAGCACAUUGCAAAGCACAUUAGACACAUCAAAAAAUUUUGCACAAAGCACAGUUGAUACUGGUAAAAGUUACGUUGAUGCAGCAAAAGACACCGUCACUCACACUGUUCAAAGCACAGUCGAUACCACAAAGAACGUAGCUGCAACUGCUUUUGAUAAAGGCACAUCCCUUGUAGGUGCUGCCAAAGACACAGUAACUGGUACAGUACACUCUGCAGUCGAUGCUUCAAAGAAUGUUGCUUCGUCCGUCUAUGAAAAAGGCGCGAAUUUAGUUGGCACAGCUAAAGGAACUGUUGAAAGUGCAGUAGAUUCUACUAAAUCUGCUUCACAAGAGACUGUUGAUACAGGAAAGAGUUACAUUGACACAGCAAAAGACACAUUAUCAAGCACCGUACAUUCAGCAGUAGAUGUGACUAAGAAUGUUGCGUCAUCCGCAGUGGAGAAGGGCACAAAUUUAAUUGGCACUGCUAAAGACACCGUCGCUCAUACCAUUCAAAGCACAGUAGAUACCACGAAGAACGUAGCUGCGACUGCUUACGAUAAAGGCACAUCUAUUGUAGAAGCCGCUAAAGAUACAGUCUCAAAUACAGUGCACAGCACAGUAGAUACAACUAAAAAUGCAGCAGCUUCAGUAGUUGAUAAAGGCACUUCCCUUGUCGGUGCAGCUAAAGACACUGUAGCACAUACAGUGGACAGCACAAAGAACGCUGCGUCCUCUGCCGUAGAUUCAGGUCUAUCUUUUGUUGGAGGAGUCAAAAAUACCGUAGCGAGCACAGUUCACAAUACGGUUGAUACUUCUAAAAAUGUGGCGUCAAACGCUUAUGAAAAGAGUACUUCGGUGGUUGGCGCUGCUAAAGAUACACUUGUCAGUAGCGUACAGUCCACUGUAGAUACCACUAAGAACGCAGCUUCCUCGGUUGUAGAUACAGGCUCUUCUAUUGUGGGAUCCGUUAAAGACACUGUAGCAAGCACUGUAGAUACAACAAAGAACGCUGCUGCUUCAGCAGUUGAGAAAAGUACAUCACUUUUGGGAUCAGCGAAAGAUACUGUAGCAAACACUGUACAUAGCACAGUAGAUGCAACUAAAAAUGUAGCGUCAUCCGCUUACGAGAAAAGCUCAGCUGCCGUAGGAUCAGCCAAAGAUACAUUAGCAAGUACAGUGCAAGCCACAGUUGAUACAACUAAGAAUAUUGCAGCAACAGCUGUAGAUAAAGGAAGCUCUUUAGUAGGAACCGCCAAAGAUACUGUCUCAAGCACUUUCUUUAACACCCCUGAGGCAGCCGAAGAAGAAUCUGAGAGCGUUAUCGACACUGCUAAAGAUAAGGUUCAGAAUACAUUCGUAUCCACUAAGGACACAGCCCAGAAGACUGCUGAAGAAUCAGCCGAUACUAUCAACUCGACGGUAGACUCCACAAAGAAGGCUGCGGAAGAUGCGCGUGCGCAGGCUCUGAAGGCCGCCGAGGACGCCAAGGAGAAGGCAAGGCAGACCGCCGAGGCCGCCAGAAAUGAAGCUAAGAGAGUUGCUAACUCAGCCGUAGAAGAGUCCAAGAAAGCGGCCGAGAAAGCGGCGUCAGACGCCUCCAAUGCCGUCCACAGCACCGUUGACAACACCCUGAAGAGAGUGGAGCACGCUGCCGACGAGGGCCUGAAAAACGCCGGCAAUGUCGUCGAUGGGAAGAUCAAGGAGGCCGACAAAUACUUGAACGAGAAGAGAGAGAAUUUGGUGUCAGGCCUGUCAUCAGCAGCUCAUGAUGGUAAAGAGGGCGCUGCUGGUCUACUGGGCAAAGGCCUCGGGGCUUUCUCCAAGUAGACCUUCACAAACAUGAGGCAUCCCAUGUGACGGGAGCGCGGAAUGGAGAAGAUUUUACUAUUUAUUUAUUUAAUUCCAUAUUAUCUUUUCAAUGUUUGCAUUUUGAGCCAUAAAGCUUGUUACGCUAUUGCAAAUCAUGCUUUUAUUUAAUAAAUGGAAUAAACGUUAAAACUACAGAUAUUUGAAUUAGUUUAUUGGCCUAUUAUUCAGAGCUCAAUAAUAGAACCCACUCAUAAUGAUUUUUAAUGGAAUUAUAUAAAUAAACAAAAUACAAAUACUAUAAAAAGAUGUCUACUUAUAAAUAAUUGUUUAUAUAAGCAUUUUAUUUCUUGUAUUUAAAUUGUGAAUUUCAAUGCAACUUUUUCUGCUUUUUUGAUCCUUCAUAAAAUUUAUUCAUAACUUGUUUUUAGUAAGUAAGUUAUUCAGUUAGUUAAAUAUAGGCUUUCAUCGGCAAGUUUAAAAUGGAGUAAGUUAGAGUACACUGUCAUACUGUUAUUUUUUUAUUGUAUGACUAAAUAAAAACGUUUUGUAAUAUUCUUGAAAAAUAAAAAAUUAAAGGACAGUCAAAUAACAUACCCUUUAAAUAAUGAGGCCUAAACAACAUUUUUAAUAGUUUUCAUUAGUUUGAUGAGUAUACAGUUAACAAUAACCAAAUUCUUACUUCUUCAAAUUCAUCGUAACACUUUUACUUUAUUUAACACAUAAAAAAGGAUAGAAGAUAGGAUAAGAAGAUGGAUUAACCUACGUUUUAUGUGGCCCAUUGUAUUUUAAUUUCGUGUCACAAUAUUGUAAUCUCAUGUUUGUUGCGUAGCCAUUCUUGUUUUAAUUGUAUAGUAAGAUAUAAGUUUAGGAUAAGCUAUCGAUGUAUAUUAUAUAGCAUUUUAAAUGCAUUUUGCUAAAGUACAUUUUUCAGCUGAUUACAUCAUGUAAACCGCUUGGCUUUUACCGUCCAUAAAAUGCCUUAUUUUAUCUGACAUUCAAAAAUAAAAUUUAUAUAUACUGUACCUAUUUAUAUUCUUAAUAAUUUGUCACCCAAGCCAAUAAUGUAACGUAUUUACAUUAUAAAUAAAAAGUAUGUACUUCUUUCUUAUAAUUUAAGUACGUUAAUACUUCACUGCUUGGUAGUAUAUUUUUACACAAAGUAUUUUACGAAAGUGACAUACUAAUAGGAUUCCUGAAAUAUUUUUACGCGUUUGCUAUGUAUUGUAAUUAAAUUUACUGUCUAGUCUACAAAAUGCGAAAAAUAACAUUUUAAAUUGUUAUGUUGGCUUUGUGUCAUAUAUCUAUGAGUUUUAAAUGAUAAAUUAAAUUAUUAUUAAGGAUAA
Amyelois transitella is the source of this 6057-nucleotide messenger RNA. RefSeq names its product perilipin-4. Lineage: Eukaryota; Metazoa; Arthropoda; Insecta; Lepidoptera; Pyralidae. Bases 134 to 4732 code for a protein of 1532 amino acids. Gene Ontology annotation, cellular component: plasma membrane. The record is from RefSeq and is a predicted model, not a curated record. The transcript has 48 exons.